Messenger RNA from Cooperia oncophora, 3687 nucleotides. NCBI's taxonomy places the organism in Eukaryota, Metazoa, Nematoda, Chromadorea, Rhabditida, Trichostrongylidae. The record is from the annotation of a GenBank genome assembly.
AUGGAAACCACUGGGGUUAUGCAAAAAAUCAUUAAAGCUUUCUGCUACUUUUCGGUCUCAAUUGAACGUUUUUUUCUACUACAGAGUUUCAUCUACGAGGAAAAUUUCGAGAGGAGGCCGCUCCUGCUUGACGGGAAUUCGGGCUCUUAUCAGUCACUGGUGGACGGUGAGAUGGGUGGUCAUGGCAGGCAUGCACUAACAGUUCAAGCCGGAGAUGAAGUUCUACAACUUUAUGCCUACAAAAUUGAUCGAUGGAAGACGGUGAUCUACUAUAUACUUACCAUUUGUACACUUGGAAUUUUCCGACUUAUACUACAUUGGCGUCAAGACUGGUAUAUCAAAGUUAGAGCGUCACGAUGUUCACAUGACGUUGCUGAUUACAUUAAUGUGAUAGAUGAGCAUAGUGUGGAGGCAUUUCGACCGAUUCGUUAUCACGCAGCCGUCGGCGGUAUAUCGCCUGUGCUUCCAACGGGUGACGGGACCAUGCAAGAGGUGGACUCUAUACGAUACUUUACAUUUCGAAAAUUAAAAUAUGUAUGGCGGUCCGAAGUCGAGGCAUGGAUAGCUCCAGCUGAUCUCGAUGGGCAGAUCCCUUUGGUGCAUUUUCAUUCACAAGCGGCAUCUGGAAAAGGUCUAUCAGAAGGCGAUGUUAGUCGCCGACAGGUUACCUAUGGAAAGAAUUGCAUCGAAGUCAAGCUCAAGCCUAUUAUUGUUCUACUUUUUAUGGAAGCGAUUUCACCAUUUUAUAUCUUUCAAGUUUUCAGUGUUUCCAUUUGGUUUUCCGAUAAUUACGAGUACUACGCUUCAAUUAUAGUGGUUAUGUCUGUGAUGUCAAUUGCAAUAGAUGUCUAUCAAACGAGGAGUCAAGAGAAGAAGCUACGAUCUAUGGUCCAAUCGUCCAACGAGGUGCAGGUGGUACGUGAAGAAACUGUAAAGACAAUCAAUAGUGAAGAACUCGUGCCCGGAGAUAUCUUUCUCGUACCGGCUCAUGGAGGUAUUAUGCAGUGUGAUGCUGUGUUAAUGAAUGGCACAGCAAUCGUGAAUGAAAGCAUGCUGACAGGGGAAUCCGUCCCUAUCACUAAGGUACCGUCAGUGGCGUUGACUGCUGUUCACGAAGACGAAGAGGACAUGCGAUUCUGUUUCGAGAAGCACUCAAAGCACAUACUGUAUUGUGGUACCCAGGUGUUGCAGACACGGUACUAUCAAGGGAAACAGGUCAAGGCGAUCGUACUCAGAACGGCAUACGCAACUCUUAAAGGACAACUGGUACGAUCUAUUAUGUAUCCAAAGCCGAUCGAUUUCCGAUUCACGAAGGAUCUGUUCAAGUUCGUCGCUUUCCUGUUCUGUAUUGCACUGGUUGGAUUCGCCUAUACAAUCACCAUAAUGAUUCGAAGGGGUGAACCAGUCCGAAAAAUUAUUGUGCGGUCGCUGGACAUCAUUACAAUUGUUGUACCACCAGCCCUCCCUGCUGCUAUGUCCGUUGGCAUUAUCAACUCCAAUCUUCGAUUGCGUAAAAAAGAAAUAUUUUGUAUAUCUCCGUCGACAAUCAACACAUGUGGUGCGAUCAAUGUUUGCUGCUUCGACAAGACCGGAACGCUUACUGAAGAUGGUCUGGAUUUUCAAACAUUGCGUGGUGUGACGCGGGCGAAUGGGGCGGGGUCUCCCACAUUUACUGAGGAAAAAGAAGAGAUGAAACCCAAUGAUUUGCCGUCAGAUGGAGAACUAAUUACUGCCAUUGCAACUUGCCAUUCGUUGACUAAAAUAGAUGGAGAGCUGCACGGAGACCCACUUGACCUAAUUCUCUUCAAUCAAACCGGUUGGACUCUGAUGGAAUCAGCAGACGAUGAAGCUGACAGUGAAGUGCAAAUCUUCGACAGCAUUCAGGACUCAUACAGGCCAACCCAGAAACUAGAGGAACAUGUAAAAGUGAUGACCCGCUCCUCUCUCCAACGAAUGUCUGUGAUCGUAUCAAACCCUCGUGAUGAGUCAACUCAUAUGACCCUGUACUGCAAAGGAUCGCCGGAAAUGGUGCUGACGCUUUGUGAUCCAGCAACAGUACCAGAUGACUACUUGGCACAAGUAAACUUAUACGCACAACAUGGCUAUCGAUUGAUAUCCGUGGCAAAAAGGAACUUGGAAAUGAACUACGUGAAAGCUUCAAAGGUACCUCGUCAUAUGGUCGAGUGCGGUUUGGAACUUUUGGGUCUCGUGGUGAUGGAAAAUCGGGUGAAACCAGUUACUUUAGGAGUUAUCAAUCAGUUAAACAGAGCUCAUAUCCGAACGGUAAUGGUGACAGGCGAUAACUUGCUCACGGCUCUGAGUGUUGCUCGUGAGUGUGGGAUCAUUCGGCCGAAUAAGCUCGCCUACCUGGUCGAGCAUCGUACGGACAUGUUCGAUGAUAAAGGACGUCCACUGCUCACUCUUAGGCAGGCUGUGUCUAGUUCUGAAAAAACGAUUGAGGGUGAGGACUCGUCACAGGCUUCGGUUGAGCUCGGAAAAAGGCACUUUCUAGAGAGCUGCUAUCAACUUUCUAUCUCAGGUCCAACAUUCGCCGUGCUCGUUCACGAGUAUCCUGAGUUACUUGACAGACUUGUGGCUGUGUGUGAUGUGUUCGCCAGAAUGGCACCCGAUCAGAAGCAACAGCUCAUAAAUCAUCUCCAAGAGAUUGACUAUACUGUGGCCAUGUGUGGUGACGGAGCCAACGACUGUGCAGCAUUGAAAGCUGCACAUGCAGGAAUUUCACUUUCCGAUGCAGAAGCUUCAAUCGCUGCUCCGUUCACAUCAAAGAUUGCUGAUAUUCGCUGUGUACCGACGGUGAUUCGAGAAGGUCGUGCAGCUCUUGUGACGUCAUUCGGCGUGUUCAAGUACAUGGCAGGAUACUCGUUGACACAGUUUUCCUCCAUUAUGCUGCUGUACUGGAUUUCAACCAACUUGACCGAUUUUCAGUUCCUCUACAUAGACAUGUUUCUUAUCACUUUGGUUGCUCUAUUCUUCGGUAACACACCAGCGAGUGAUUGUCUGAGCCCGAAUCCUCCACCGACACGCCUUCUUUCGCUCGCUAGCGUCACAUCGGUAUGCGGUCAACUGAUAAUCAUGGCAAUCACUCAGCUCUAUGUCUUUAUGUCAACAUCAUGGCAACCCUGGUUCAUCCCGUAUUCAGUACCAGUUGGUGACGAUGAAGAGGAUAAGAGGAGCAUGCAGGGUACUGCCUUGUUCUGUGCCACUACGCUCCAAUACAUAACGCUAGCGCUCAUCAACAGCAAAGGAGAACCGUACCGAAAACCAUUAUUUUUCAACCUGCCCUUGUGCAUUACUCUCCUGGUGGUGACAGUGGUGUCCCUGUAUAUAACCCUGUGGCCGCCUGGCUUCAUCAUCAGCUUUUUGGAAUACGAUCCAAUACCGUAUUUCGAGAAUCGACUCUUCCUCGUUUUUAUAGCUCUCAUUUGUGCUGUAGUAUCUUAUCUCUUCCAGUAUGGUGUGGUUGAGUUCUUAAUACUGGAACUCCGAGAGAAAUGGCUGAGACAUCGUCGUAUCAAAGAUCCGCAGGCGAAUCAUGAGAAGUUUGAACGACUACUGUUUGAUAUCGGACAAGAACCAGCAUGGUUACGCAGCUAUACCCGAUCACAACAAAAGCAAAACGGGAAAGAGCGGACAGGCUCUUGGAAAGAUCAAACAACAACAGUCUAG